CGUUGUUCCGAUUGCAUCGAUUUGCAAGCAGCGCUUAUAUUGCAGCACAUCAUCAAGGAAACCGUUGGUGUUGGAAAGAACGGCCGUUUUGUGAGGAAAUAAUCGAUCCGUUUGGGAUCACGCCAGGUCAUCAAGAUGACUGCUAUACCCGGAACAGUGGCGUUUGACGAGUAUGGCCGGCCCUUCAUUAUUAUCCGUAAUCAGGAGAAACAGCAACGCCUUACCGGUCAUGAUGCGAUCAAGUCACACAUUCUGGCAGCACGCAAUGUUGCUAACAUCCUUAGAACAUCCUUAGGACCCAAGGGACUGGAUAAGUUGAUGGUAAAUUCAGAUGGAGAUGUUACUGUAACUAAUGAUGGUGCAACAAUUUUGAAAAAUAUGGAUGUAGAACAUGAAAUUGCCAAGUUGAUGGUCCAAUUGUCAAACUCUCAAGAUGAUGAGAUUGGCGAUGGCACUACUGGAGUAGUUGUAUUAGCCGGUGCACUUCUAGAACAAGCUGAACAGUUGCUAGACAAGGGAAUUCAUCCGAUCAGAAUCGCUGAUGGUUUUGAAUUUGCAGCUAAAUGUUCGACUGAGCAUCUCAAGACAAUAACAGAAGAUUUCAAGGGAACUCCAGAGAAUUUGGAGCCUUACAUUGACAUAGCUAUGACCUCAUUAGGUUCAAAAAUCAUUAACAAGCAUCAUAGACAGAUGGCAGAAAUAGCUGUUCAAGCUGUAUUGGCAGUUAUGGAUCCUGUUACUCGCGAUGUUAAUUUUGAGCUAAUCAAAAUAGAAGGAAAAGUCGGUGGUAGAUUGGAAGAUACUGUUUUAGUACGUGGAGUGGUUGUCGACAAGGACUUUAGUCAUCCACAAAUGCCUAAAAGGUUAGAAGAUGUCAAAUUAGCCAUCUUGACUUGUCCAUUUGAACCACCAAAACCCAAAACAAAACAUAAGUUGGAUGUCACAUCAGUCGACGAUUAUAGAGCCUUGCGCGAUUACGAGCGUGAAAAGUUUACGGAAAUGGUGAAGCAGGUUAAAGAUGCUGGUACGACCCUGGCUAUUUGUCAAUGGGGCUUUGACGAUGAAGCCAACCAUCUCCUGUUGCAAAAUAAUUUGCCUGCGGUUAGAUGGGUUGGCGGUCCAGAGAUUGAACUAAUUGCCAUUGCAACCGGUGGACGCAUUGUACCUCGCUUCGAGGAAUUGACACCAGAAAAACUUGGCCAUGCUGGUGUUGUCAGAGAAUUAACAUUUGGCACAACAAAGGAUCGAAUGCUAGUCAUCGAAGAAUGCAAGAAUUCUCGCGCUGUGACGAUCUUCAUUCGCGGCGGCAACAAAAUGAUUAUCGAAGAAGCGAAACGAUCAUUACAUGAUGCAUUGUGCACUGUACGCAAUGUAGUAAAAGACAGCAGGAUUCUUUACGGUGGAGGCGCGGCAGAAAUAUCUUGCGCACUGGCAUGCAUGGCACAAGCUGAUAAAAUUGGCACUUUUGAACAAUAUGCCUUCCGUGCUUUUGCUGAAGCUUUGGAGAGCGUUCCAAUGGCGCUUGCGGAAAAUUCAGGCCUUUCUCCAGUAGAUACUAUAGCGGAGAUUAAAGCGCGUCAAUUAUCUGACAACAAUCCCGCUCUUGGAAUCGAUUGUUUAAAUCGAGGCACACCGAAUAUGAAGAAACAGAAUGUCAUCGAAACACUGACGAGCAAGACACAACAAAUUUUGUUGGCUACGCAGCUCGUGAAGAUGAUACUGAAAAUUGACGAUGUACGCUCGCCACAUGACAACGGUGAAACCUAAAAAUUUUGUUUGUAUUUAAAGUAUUUGAUUAUGUUUUACUAAUUAAAUACUUUGUUCUACUCGCUGUCGUGUGCUGUAUUAAUUUUUACAUUUAUAAUAAUGAUUCAAAGCUUCAAUUGAAUUAAAAAUUAUAGUAAGGUGACCUGAAAUAAUUUUCAAUUCAUUAUUUUUUACUUGUAUACCAAUGUGGUAAUACAAUUAUUGAGCGAUACCCAAUUUACAGGCACUUGUAUAUUUCCUCCUAUAUUUCCUAUAUUUACUCUUGCAUACUGUACAUUAGAAUUUUUCACAAUACGGUUAUUGAAUCAAGAAAUAAUGCGAUUGAUGAUAUUUAUUGAUUUUAAUUUCUCUAUGGAUUUCUGAUCUCUUAAAUCAUAAUAUGUAGUAUGAUUUAUAUUGCCUUAAUGUUGUCUAUUUUUUUAAUAUUCUUUCUUUUUAAUAUUCUAUCACAGUAAAUAUAAUAUUCUUCUCUUAUAUUCUAUAUAUGAGGUGACAGGACCGGAAAUCGAACCCGGGUCUUUUAAAUUGAACAAGCGAUUGCUUUACCAUUGAGCUAUCCAGCACCUCGACUUUAUUUUUAAUAUUUUCACUGUAGGAACAAAUAAAUAUGUCACAUCGAGUCAAGGUGUAAGUGUGUAAAUAUAUUCUGUCUAUAACAUCUUCAGGGAAGGGUUAUUUUCUCGCUUUUCAGAGAUUAUUUUGUGGAAUGUGUUUGUAAUGCGCGAAA
Molecule: messenger RNA, 2494 nt
Organism: Atta colombica
Lineage: Eukaryota; Metazoa; Arthropoda; Insecta; Hymenoptera; Formicidae
Gene: CCT5
Product: T-complex protein 1 subunit epsilon
Exons: 7
Coding region: 136-1767 (543 amino acids)
Biological process (GO): protein folding
Cellular component (GO): chaperonin-containing T-complex
Molecular function (GO): ATP-dependent protein folding chaperone; ATP binding; ATP hydrolysis activity
Source: RefSeq, a predicted model, not a curated record